UGCUAUUCCUCUCAUAUCGAGUAAUUUGCUCUUCUUGAAUUGCCUUGGGUAUUAGUAUGAAUAACAACAGAGAUUCGGUGGGAAAUUACAGUAAUUCAGAAUUCAUGUUUAGUUCCACUGCCGUGCACUCCGAAUCUUAUCUGCUUAGGGAGUUGCUGCUAGUGGAGAUGAGACCGGUGAGAUAAUGUUGCAGCAUCCAGUAAUUGGGAAAUAAGACUUAAAUAGGUUUUUCCACAGCAUAAUCAUGGAUAAGGUGAAAGAGAUUAAACUCAUUUGCUUUGGACAAAUGCCUUUGUGGAUUGCUGUAUGGUGAGGUAUGAGUAUGAUAGUGCUUGUUCAUGGAACGCUAAUGCUUAUUCAUCCAGUAGGGGGGGGGGGGGACAGGAGCAUUCACAUUAUAUUGGUCCCUGACAGAUUCGGCCAUUCAAACAUUUCUUAUGGGUUGAUCCCCAAUUCCAAGAAUGCGACAAAUGGUCGCUUUAUCUGGACUGUAGUAAAUAACAGUCAUGUCAAUAACACAAACAGCCACAUAUGGAGGAAAACAUUGUCAAACUAAACGUAGUACGUUUGACUAAUGUUAAAGAUGUUGCUCAGGAAAUUUUGAUGAUAUCCAUCCUGAAAGAGUCCGUUUUUAAAAUUUGACCUGUCCAUCCAAUGAAUUUUCAGAGGUAUUUGACAACUGGCGCACCUGUUCCAAGACUUGAGGACAUAGAAUAUUCUAAAUUGACUUGUGUAGAAACUAACUGCUCAUUGCACUGCUGCCAAUUUGGUAACAGGAACAUAUACUUUGUUUGUCCAGAAAAUAAGUUACUCUUCUUAUAGGUCCACGUCCACCACCAUUUUCGUCCUGCAGAUGUUAUCAAAGUUAGGCUUCAAAUGCAGCAUGCUGGGCAAAGAGGAAACUUAGUUGGAAUGGGGACAAUAUUUACACAACUGGUCGCUAGGGAAGGGCCUCGGUCACUCUACCUGGGACUUGCACCAGCUUUGACAAGAUCUGUUGUCUAUGGUGGCCUUCGAUUAGGACUGUACGAGCCCUGCAAACAUGUCUGCAGUUAUGCAUUUGGUUCAACAAACUUUGCUUUUAAAUUUGCAUCUGGAAUCAUUGCUGGGGCCCUUGCAACUGCUUUAACAAAUCCCAUGGAGGUUUUAAAGGUGAGGUUGCAGAUGAGUACAAGCAGUACCGGUACAAUAGGGGAGAUGAGGAAAGUUUUAGCACAGGAAGGGCUCAAAGCACUUUGGAAAGGAGUUGGUCCAGCAAUGGCAAGAGCAGGCUGCCUCACUGCAUCACAAAUGGCAACCUACGAUGAAUCCAAGCAGGCAUUAAUGAAGUGGACACCUCUUGAAGAAGGUUUUCAACUACAUCUCAUCUCGAGUUGCAUAGCUGGAACAGCUGGUACUCUUGUGACCGCACCUGUAGACAUGGUCAAAACACGGCUAAUGCUGCAACGGGAGACCAAAGGUGCCAGAGUAUACAGGAAUGGGUUCCAUUGUGCUUACCAGGUUGUUGUGACAGAGGGCGUAAAAUCACUUUAUAAAGGUGGAUUUGCCACCUUUGCAAGAUUAGGCCCUCAGACAACGAUCACCUUCAUCGUGUGUGAGAAAUUGCGUGAACUAGCAGGGAUGACUGCUAUGUAAUACCACCUAAAAUUGCAUAUUCGUUGGUCCAACAGUUGGAGGACAUUUCAGGCUUGGGAAGAAGAUAAGCACACAGGUAUUUUAGACAUUUCAGGCUUGGGAAGAAGAUAAGCACACAGGUAUUUUAGAGAGGGAGAAGAUAAGCGCACAUAGGGUAUUUCAGGCUUGGGAAGUCCAAACUCCUUCCAGAUUUAUAUUACUGCAUUCAAAAUUUUGAAAUGGUGUAAACUGUGUGUAUAUCGGUAUAUUUUAUAUACCUGACAUACCUGACGCUUCUUUUUAUCAAGAAAUUGCCGUACAGCAUAUGGACCGAGAAUGUUCUUCUG
Panicum virgatum (switchgrass) is the source of this 1961-nucleotide messenger RNA. RefSeq names its product mitochondrial substrate carrier family protein ucpB-like. The transcript has 7 exons. The record is from RefSeq and is a predicted model, not a curated record. NCBI's taxonomy places the organism in Eukaryota, Viridiplantae, Streptophyta, Magnoliopsida, Poales, Poaceae. The coding region runs from base 877 to 1635 and encodes 252 amino acids.